UCCCGAGGUGCGGCCUCCGCCCAGCCGGGGGGCGUCGGCGCGGGCCCGCCAUGGCCGCGUCCGAGCUCUACACCAAGUUUGCCAGGGUUUGGAUCCCUGAUCCUGAGGAAGUAUGGAAGUCAGCGGAGUUGCUCAAAGAUUAUAAGCCUGGAGAUAAAGUCCUCUUGCUUCACCUGGAGGAGGGGAAGGAUUUGGAGUACCAACUAGAUCCAAAGACCAAGGAGCUGCCUCAUUUACGCAACCCUGACAUACUUGUUGGUGAAAAUGACCUCACAGCCCUUAGCUAUCUCCAUGAGCCUGCAGUGCUCCAUAAUCUCAGAGUCCGCUUUAUUGAUUCCAAGCUUAUUUACACAUACUGUGGAAUAGUCCUGGUAGCUAUAAAUCCCUAUGAGCAGCUGCCUAUUUAUGGAGAAGACAUUAUUAAUGCAUACAGCGGUCAGAACAUGGGUGAUAUGGACCCACAUAUCUUUGCAGUAGCUGAAGAAGCUUAUAAGCAGAUGGCAAGAGACGAGCGCAAUCAGUCCAUCAUUGUAAGUGGAGAGUCUGGAGCUGGGAAGACAGUGUCAGCUAAGUAUGCCAUGCGAUACUUUGCAACUGUAAGUGGUUCUGCCAGUGAGGCCAAUGUUGAGGAGAAGGUUUUGGCCUCUAACCCCAUCAUGGAGUCAAUUGGAAAUGCUAAAACAACCAGGAAUGAUAACAGCAGCCGUUUUGGGAAGUAUAUUGAAAUUGGUUUUGAUAAGAGAUAUCGAAUCAUUGGUGCCAACAUGAGAACUUACCUUUUAGAGAAAUCCAGAGUGGUGUUCCAGGCAGAAGAGGAGAGAAAUUAUCACAUCUUCUAUCAGCUUUGUGCUUCGGCAAAGUUACCUGAAUUUCAGAUGCUACGAUUAGGAAAUGCAGAUGACUUCCAUUACACGAAGCAAGGAGGCAGUCCUGUGAUCGAAGGAGUGGAUGACGCGAAGGAAAUGGCACACACCCGGCAGGCCUGCUCGCUGCUGGGGAUUAGUGAAUCUUAUCAAAUGGGGACUUUUCGAAUCCUUGCUGGCAUCCUUCACUUAGGCAACGUUGGAUUUGCAUCCCGAGAUUCAGACAGCUGCACAAUUCCUCCCAAGCACGAACCACUUACCAUCUUCUGCGACCUCAUGGGUGUGGAUUAUGAAGAGAUGUGUCACUGGCUCUGCCACCGGAAGCUGGCUACUGCCACAGAGACUUACAUCAAGCCCAUCUCCAAACUACAGGCAAUAAAUGCCCGUGAUGCUCUGGCAAAGCACAUCUAUGCAAAGCUAUUUAACUGGAUCGUAGAUCAUGUCAACCAGGCUCUCCAUUCAGCGGUCAAGCAACACUCUUUCAUUGGUGUGCUGGACAUUUAUGGAUUUGAAACAUUUGAGAUAAAUAGUUUUGAACAGUUUUGCAUAAAUUAUGCAAAUGAAAAACUACAGCAACAAUUCAACAUGCAUGUCUUCAAAUUAGAACAAGAGGAAUACAUGAAGGAGCAAAUUCCAUGGACACUCAUAGACUUUUAUGAUAAUCAGCCUUGUAUUAAUCUUAUUGAAUCUAAAAUGGGCAUUCUAGAUUUGCUGGAUGAAGAGUGCAAGAUGCCUAAAGGUACAGAUGACACUUGGGCUCAAAAACUGUACAACACACACUUGAACAAAUGUGCCCUCUUUGAAAAGCCCCGCCUGUCAAACAAAGCUUUCAUCAUACAGCAUUUUGCUGACAAAGUGGAAUAUCAGUGUGAAGGUUUCCUUGAAAAGAAUAAAGACACUGUUUUUGAAGAACAAAUCAAAGUCCUUAAGUCAAGCAAGUUUAAGAUGCUACCAGAACUAUUUCAAGAUGAUGAGAAGGCUAUCAGUCCCACCUCAGCCACCUCUUCCGGGCGUACACCCCUUACCCGCGUUCCUGUAAAGCCCACCAAAGGCCGACCAGGCCAGAUGGCCAAAGAGCACAAGAAGACAGUGGGGCACCAGUUUCGAAACUCCCUGCACCUGCUCAUGGAAACCCUCAAUGCCACUACACCUCACUAUGUGCGCUGCAUUAAGCCUAACGACUUCAAGUUCCCAUUCACAUUUGACGAGAAGAGGGCAGUGCAGCAACUGAGGGCAUGUGGUGUCCUGGAGACCAUCCGAAUCAGCGCAGCGGGCUUCCCCUCCCGGUGGACUUACCAAGAAUUUUUCAGCCGGUAUCGGGUCUUAAUGAAGCAGAAAGAUGUUUUGGGAGACAGAAAGCAAACCUGCAAGAAUGUGUUAGAGAAACUGAUAUUGGACAAGGACAAAUACCAGUUUGGAAAGACAAAGAUUUUUUUCCGUGCUGGUCAAGUAGCUUACCUAGAAAAGCUGAGGGCAGAUAAACUGAGAGCUGCCUGCAUCCGGAUCCAGAAGACCAUCCGCGGGUGGCUGCUGAGGAAGAAGUACUUGAGGAUGCAGAAGGCAGCCAUCACCGUGCAGAGAUAUGUGCGGGGCUAUCAGGCCCGAUGCUAUGCUACAUUUCUGCGCAGAACCAAAGCCGCGACCACCGUCCAGAAGUACUGGCGCAUGUAUGUGGUCCGCAGGAGGUAUAAGGUCAGACGAGCCGCCACUGUUGUUCUUCAGUCUUAUUUGCGAGGCUAUUUGGCCAGAAAUAGGUAUCGCAAGAUUCUCCGUGAGCACAAAGCAGUCAUCAUCCAGAAGCGUGUCCGGGGCUGGCUGGCUCGUAAGCACUACAAGAGAAGCAUGCGGGCCGUCAUUUACCUGCAGUGCUGCUUCCGGCGGAUGAUGGCCAAACGUGAGCUAAAGAAACUCAAAAUUGAGGCCCGCUCUGUGGAACGCUACAAGAAACUCCAUAUUGGCAUGGAGAAUAAGAUUAUGCAGCUGCAGCGCAAAGUUGAUGAGCAGAAUAAAGAUUACAAAUGCCUCAUGGAGAAACUGACCAAUCUGGAAGGAGCGUAUAACUCUGAGACUGAGAAGCUACGAAGUGACUUAGAACGUCUUCAACUCAGUGAGGAGGAGGCUAAGAUUGCCACUGGGCGGGUCCUUAGCCUACAGGAAGAAAUUGCUAAACUCCGGAAAGAUCUGGAACAAACUCGCUCAGAGAAAAAGUCCAUUGAAGAACGAGCAGAUCGGUACAAGCAAGAAACAGAGCAGCUGGUGUCGAAUCUGAAGGAAGAAAACACUUUGCUGAAGCAGGAAAAAGAGAUUCUCAAUCACCGUAUCGUGGAGCAGGCUAAGGAGAUGACAGAAACUAUGGAAAAGAAGUUGGUAGAAGAAACAAAACAACUAGAACUUGACCUGAAUGAUGAAAGGCUGAGAUACCAGAACCUUCUGAAUGAAUUCAGCCGGCUGGAAGAGCGGUAUGAUGACCUCAAGGAGGAAAUGACCUUGAUAGUGAAUGUGCCUAAGCCUGGACACAGGAGAACAGACUCCACCCACAGCAGCAAUGAGUCUGAAUACACCUUCAGCUCUGAAAUUGCAGAAACUGAAGACAUCCCACCAAGGACAGAGGAGCCAAGUGAAAGGAAGGUGCCUCUGGACAUGUCCUUGUUCCUUAAGCUCCAGAAGAGAGUCACAGAGCUGGAGCAGGAGAAGCAGGCGAUGCAGGAUGAGCUAGACCGCAAGGAGGAGCAGGCCCUCCGCAGCAAGGCGAAGGAAGAAGAAAGACCACAAAUGAGAGGCGCAGAGCUGGAAUAUGAGUCCCUUAAGCGUCAAGAACUAGAGUCAGAAAACAAAAAACUGAAAAAUGAGCUAAAUGAGUUACGCAAAUCUCUCAGUGAGAAAAGUGCCCCCGAGGUGACCGCUCCCGGUGCUCCUGCCUACCGAGUCCUCAUGGAGCAGCUGACUUCUGUGAGCGAGGAGCUGGAUGUCCGCAAGGAAGAAGUCCUCAUCUUGAGGUCUCAGCUGGUGAGCCAGAAAGAAGCCAUCCAGCCUAAGGAUGACAAGAAUACAAUGACAGAUUCCACAAUACUUUUGGAAGAUGUGCAGAAAAUGAAAGAUAAAGGUGAAAUAGCCCAAGCAUACAUUGGUUUGAAAGAAACAAAUAGAUCAUCUGCUAUGGAUUGCCAUGAGUUGAAUGAGGAUGGAGAGCUGUGGCUGGUUUAUGAAGGGUUAAAACAAGCCAACAGGCUCUUGGAGUCCCAGCUACAGUCCCAGAAAAGGAGCCAUGAGAGCGAGGCUGAGGCCCUCCGCGGGGAGAUCCAGAGCCUCAAGGAGGAGAACAAUCGCCAGCAGCAGCUUCUGGCCCAGAACCUGCAGCUGCCCCCCGAGGCCCGCAUUGAGGCCAGCCUGCAGCAUGAGAUCACUCGACUGACCAACGAGAACCUGUAUUUUGAGGAGUUAUAUGCAGAUGACCCUAAGAAGUAUCAAUCAUAUCGGAUUGCACUUUACAAAAGGAUGAUUGAUUUGAUGGAACAACUUGAAAAGCAGGAUAAAACUGUCCGGAAACUGAAAAAACAACUGAAAGUAUUUGCCAAAAAAAUUGGUGAACUAGAAGUGGGCCAGAUGGAAAAUAUAUCCCCAGGACAGAUCAUUGAUGAGCCUAUCCGUCCAGUCAACAUUCCCAGGAAAGAAAAGGACUUCCAAGGGAUGCUGGAAUACAAGAAGGAAGAUGAACAGAAACUUGUGAAGAACCUGAUUCUAGAACUGAAGCCACGUGGUGUAGCUGUCAAUUUAAUUCCAGGGUUACCAGCGUAUAUCCUGUUCAUGUGUGUGAGACAUGCUGACUACUUAAAUGAUGAUCAGAAAGUAAGGUCAUUGCUAACAUCAACAAUUAACAGCAUCAAGAAAGUACUGAAGAAAAGAGGUGAUGAUUUUGAAACCGUCUCCUUCUGGCUUUCCAAUACAUGCCGAUUUUUGCACUGCUUGAAGCAAUACAGUGGAGAAGAGGGCUUCAUGAAGCACAACACAUCUCGCCAGAAUGAACACUGCCUCACCAACUUUGACCUGGCUGAGUACCGGCAAGUGCUGAGUGACUUGGCCAUUCAGAUUUACCAGCAGCUUGUGCGGGUGUUAGAAAACAUCCUUCAGCCAAUGAUCGUCUCAGGCAUGCUGGAACAUGAAACAAUUCAGGGUGUGUCUGGAGUCAAGCCCACAGGGCUCAGAAAGCGAACUUCCAGUAUUGCUGAUGAGGGAACCUACACACUGGACUCGAUCCUACGGCAGCUCAACUCCUUCCACUCGGUCAUGUGUCAGCAUGGCAUGGACCCAGAGCUGAUCAAGCAGGUGGUCAAGCAGAUGUUCUACAUCGUGGGGGCUGUCACCCUGAAUAACCUCCUCCUGCGGAAGGACAUGUGCUCCUGGAGUAAAGGCAUGCAGAUCAGGUAUAACGUCAGCCAACUGGAAGAAUGGCUCCGUGACAAGAAUCUAAUGAACAGUGGGGCUAAGGAGACCUUGGAACCUCUUAUUCAGGCGGCUCAACUUCUACAAGUGAAAAAGAAAGCAGACGACGAUGCAGAAGCUAUCUGCUCCAUGUGCAGUGCUCUGACCACUGCCCAGAUUGUAAAAGUGUUAAACUUGUAUACUCCAGUUAAUGAAUUUGAAGAGAGAGUCUCUAUAUCAUUUAUUCGUACUAUACAGCUGCGUUUACGAGACAGGAAAGACUCUCCUCAGCUGCUUAUGGAUGCAAAACACAUCUUUCCUGUCACCUUUCCUUUCAACCCAUCCUCCCUUGCACUGGAGACCAUCCAGAUCCCAGCCAGCCUGGGCUUGGGCUUCAUCUCACGGGUCUGAAAGACGACCAGGCAGAGCUGACAAUACAUUUCUUGCCUGGCUGGAUGAGAACCGUAGUUAUAGUCAGGUACUGAAAAUGCAUUUUGUAAAGACACUCUCACUAAGAAGUUUAACUGGAAAUCUCCCUAGAAUACUUUCACCAUCUUAGAAAGAGACUCCUUUGUGCUGCGUUACCUUUAAAGGAUAAUUCACCCUGAGUGUACCUGCAGCUGAAUGCUGGAAGGAAAGGAAAAGAGAGUAAAUGUGUCUUUAGCUGCCAGCAUUUAUUUUACAUCAUUAUCACUGACUUAAGUGGUGUACAAACAUCAGUGGCAUAUAUAUGAACCGUUGUUAGGAAGGCACCAACCAAGAAUCUCCUCUGCUAAGCAGAGGACCUGAAAGAACAGUCAUAUUACAUGCAUAUCAUAUUAGCUUAGGAAACAAUUGUGUUAAUAUUGUCAAACUGGAUCAAAAAUAAACUGGCAAUUGUAAAGUAAUUGGAUCAAGUAGCUUCCUUGUUUGUAUCAAUAUGGCAUAAAGACAUUAAAGAGUGUUGAUUUGCUGUAUAGUAUAGAUGCCCAUUGGUACUAUGGCUUACCAAGCAUCCUAAGUUGCUGCUACAUACUGUCUCCUUGAAACUUAAAAGAUAUCCUUAUUAGGCACUACAACAAUAAGCUUCUCUUUUAUCAACUCUGUUUACAGCUCAAUCAGAUCACUUUUAACUGGAUUAUAUGCAAAUGUCUACAGGUUCAUUUGCACAGGUAGCAAACACGGGGAAAUCACACAGUAAGAUGACAAAUGCUUGACAUUUAGGGUAGGGUUAGAGUGGCUAUCAUUGAUGUCAUUGUUUAUUCAGGAUGUAUUACAUUGAUGUGCUCAUUAACUUUCCCUGGUGGAUGUCACAUCAGGGUUUGGUGUUUUGUAAAGUGGCUUACUUUUAGUUCCCAGAUCAGAUUCCUGCAGUGCAUAUUUUCAGGCUUGACCAGUUUUCUUUCUUAAUUUAUUAAGAAUUAACUUUAGUCACUAUCUAGAGAGCAUUGUCAGAAUAUUCACAAGUCAGGUCUUGAAACUUUGAUUGUCUUAUAAAUCAUGCAAAGAAGUUAUAUAAUAAAUAGUUAUAAUUCAGGCCUUCAGGCUUUUCAGCAUCUGUAAAUGUUCUCAGAUGCCACUAUAUACUAUUGAAAAAAAUCAUAUUAGACAUAUUUUUAAAAUACUUAUAUAAGAAGAUUGUUAAAUUUUACUGAGGAUUUGGUUCAAUGAGACCCAGAUUCUAUAAAUUUUCAUUCUGAAAGUCCAAUUAAACAUAUUCUUUAAGUAAAAACUUCAGGCUGUACAAAAAAAAUAUUCUUAGCUUUCAUUAGAAACUGGUUCGUAAUUACAAUCAUAGAUUUAUAUAAUUUGACUGCUAGAUGGUCUAUAUAACAAUGACAUAUCUUACUUAAGUAUGUGCAAUAUUAUUUAUGGAAGUCAAAACAAUUUCAGAUCAGUGGUCAAUACUAUUAUUAAAAGAAAAACAUUGUCUGUUAACUUAUUUGAACCUCAGUUUUCUUGUUUAUAACAUAAGGGGGUUGGACAACUGGUUCUUACAGUUCCUUCCCCUCAAAUUCUCACAGUGCUUGGCUCCCAGAGGAGAGAGCCACCGUUGCUCACUGUCCUCUGCUAUGAAGACCGUGUAUAGUGCCUGUCAGUUCCCAGGGUUAAUAUAGUAAAUUCAUAAGCUUGUGUUGCCACAACUUUUCCCCAGUGUACAUGAUUGGAGUACAUGCUUUUAGAAAGUCCUACUAUGUUUGUAUUAAUUGAAAGUUAAGUAGUUUAAUCUUCAUUAUAUGAUGUACUGCUUUAUUUUGGGGUUUUCUUUGUUUGGGGGUCUGUGUUUGGUUUUGGUGGUGCUUAGAAUCAAACCCAGGGCUUUGUAUGUGCUCAGUAAGCACUCUAUUACUAAGCAACACCCCCAACCCUGUAUUGAGUUGUAGUGCAUACAUUCAUUUGCAGUGUCAACCUAAAACACUAAUUCAACCAGAUUCUCUCUUUUCUUGGUCAGUAUGGUUUUAAUGAAAAUCAUUUCAUUAGUAGAGCCUGACAGCAUAGAUGGACUGUAGAGGGAAGUGGGAGUUGCCAAGCAAAUGCAGCCAUGUGCAGGCUGUCCCCUCAGCCUGGCGGUCAGUCUCCCCACACCCUCCUUCUAGCCUAGCCAGAUCAUUUUAUCCAUGCACACCCUGAAUCUUGUCUUCAAGAUCACGCCGUAGCGUCCACCGUCAUCACAGCUGCUUUUCCCUCUUUCCUGUCUUCAGUUUUUCCACUGGCAAGUGCUGGAGCCACUAUUCCAUGCCUGAGCCAGAGCCAAGAUGGGGAUCUGAACCCACUUCCCUUGUCUGUCAAGAAUACCUUACUACCAGGGACCACCCAGGCUUGGUGGUUCCUGUGCACACUUUGUUGAGAAGGCAGGAAGUUUCUGCUGACUGCUCACUUUCCUCUGUCAUCCACAGUCUUUACCAGGCUUCAGACCCACACCCAAUCCUUCCCUGGCCAUUUCACUCUCUCUCCCCUCAGCCUAGUCAUAAAUUCCAUCACCUGUUGACUCACCCAGAGUGUGCAUUAAAGACAGAUGGACAACUGGUUUUCGGCUGUCUUGGCUGGCCUUCCUGGGUCCUUGCUGGUCACACUUCUUUCUGUACAAUACACUCUCUAACAUUAUCACUAGUUGGCUUUUCUGUAAUUCCUCUAUGACACAUAUUUGGAAUUCAAAGAUCUUGAAAGCCACGACAAUUCUUUGUCUCAAUAGCUCCUUUUAAGUAGUUACCCACCCCCCUUUCCUCAGCUCAGACCUUGGGGUGCAAGGUAAAGAUAGAGGAAUCAUUUCUGCCUACAGCUGUUCAUAGACCAAGGCUUCAGUCUGCCUAGAGUAACUCUACAGGGGGAGCUACAAAUAUGAAUAAAAUCCUCAUGUUGCCUUUGGAAGUUUUGAACAUUCCACACUACCUGACAGUACUUUUGGGUGUAAAAAUACAAAAUUAUAUUCCAAAGCCACAUGCCGUGAGAGUUGGGAUUUGUGUCAGUUGAGAUGAUCUGCUUCAUUACUUCUUCAUUUAGUGGAACACUGAGCUUGUGUGUGUGAUGCAGAUCGCCUUUAAUGUCGUGGAGGUGGUUUUGGAAAUCAUUUGAGUCUCAGUGCCAUCAUAAGGGAUUGCUUCCUGGUAAUCCUGGGAAAGGAGAACUGCCGCCAUCCUGAAAAAUCCUUACACACUGUCCUCCCUCCCUCCCUCCCCCCCCCCCCGCCACUCUCUCUCACACACACAUCCCAGUAGAGAGUUCCUUAGGAAGCUGCAUGGUGGGUCUUCUGGGGAGCCCUGGCUUCUUAGGACCCCAGAGCGCCAGCAUCCACGUGCGCUGCCACUGUCUGCUGAGAGGGCCCAGCAGUGGACUCGUGCGGACACGUGCGUCACGCCAGCGCUCCUCCUCUGGGUUCGCUCACUUCCUCGCUGCUGUGUUGACGAGAAGGCUCCCACGAUCAUUGGCUGAAGGAAGCUUGGGACAGAGAUAAGGCCAGUGUGGUGCCGCCUUCUAGCCGAGCUGCUGUCCCAUACUGAGCAAUGGUCAUCUGGGCAGAGUUAAGUCCUGAGUGUCCUGAUGCCAUGAGUGCCCUGGGCCCGUGAGUGGUGCUCUUCUUCAUCAGAGCUGGCAGCUGGCAUGUGGGAAGGAGCACGUGAUGAGCACUGGCUUAUCUGCUCCAAGGAGGCUCAGCACCCAGGUUCUUGUAGUUACCUGCCAUAAGUAGGCUUGACUUUCAUCUCAGCACUCCCGGCGAGUGCUGACUGAGUAGGCAUUCCUUAGUAGUCAUGGGUUGCUAGACCAAAAGGACAAGAAGCAGGGGAGGCCUUCGAAGUGGAGAGGCAGGUCACUCUCCCACACCCUGGGGGUCCCUGUCAGAGCCCCUCCCCGGCUCGUCUGCUGCACAGAAGAGCCCAAAGUAGUACCUGCCUUCUGCGGGCUGUCCACCAGGCAGGCCAUAGGUGAGUCAGCGUGCAUGGGCACAGCCACGCGCACGCCGACAGCAACUCUGAGCUAGGAACUAUGUGUAUGCAUGCGCUAGGGAGGCCCUUGGAUUGCUGUGGCCUCUGUUGCCAGUAAGUGCAUUGUGUUUGUUCUCAGGCUGUGCUGUGAGGGCCGCCUUAACCCUCGCUCCCUUCCCUUUUAGAGCUGCCUUAAGUUCUCCAGAACAUGUCCCCCGUAAGGGUACCUUGUCCUAUUUCUCAAGGUUUUUCCAGGUUUUGGAUUGGUGUGGCUUCUAACCAUUAACUCCUUUCUUCACUUCCUGCAUCACCUCCCCUUCUGUUACUUUCUCCUUCCUUUGCUUCUGACAUUUCCAAACAGGGAUGAGAAUUAGGGAGUAUUAUCAGUCUUGUAGCCAGUAAAAUGUCAGCUUCGAGAAUGUUCCUGAGUUAGACUCUGUAAAAUGACCAUGCAGGGAAGAAGUUGGGAAAUAACUGGAGUGUUCUCCACUAACCCUUUCUUAACAAAGGUUAAAAAAAAAAAAAAAUACAACUCUGAAACAUUUUCUGGGCAUCCUUUAAAGAAAU
This is a messenger RNA of Jaculus jaculus (lesser Egyptian jerboa), 10249 nucleotides long. It is a transcript of the gene Myo5a, whose product is annotated as myosin VA. Gene Ontology annotation, molecular function: microfilament motor activity; ATP binding; actin filament binding. Gene Ontology annotation, cellular component: myosin complex; cytoplasm; actin cytoskeleton. The coding region runs from base 51 to 5693 and encodes 1880 amino acids. The transcript is spliced from 42 exons. The record is from RefSeq and is a predicted model, not a curated record. Lineage: Eukaryota; Metazoa; Chordata; Mammalia; Rodentia; Dipodidae. Gene Ontology annotation, biological process: vesicle transport along actin filament; actin filament organization.